AUGACGCAGUUGCCCACGACGCCGGUAGCGAGGGGCAUGCACUACCGGUCCAUUGGCAUAGCCGCUGUUGCCAUUUCGGGGCUGCCGACAGUAUGGAACAUUGUUGCCCGUAAUGAGUACCGCCGUCACACGAUCGAGAAGGCUGUGAGAGGCAAGAAGGUUGGCGCCUAUGUCUUAGCGGCCGCCAUCUUUGUCGCCAGCGGUCUGCGCGACUACACGUUUCACAACGCUAUGGCCCAGAACCCAAGUUCGGUCUUCCCUAUCCUCUGCACGCACGCCUUUGGCCCUGAAAACGCAGGUGUCGUGCGCGGCGUCAUGAGGGGUGUCGGCGUUGCACUGAUGGCGACAGGCACGACACUUGUCAUAUCGUCUUUCCUCCGACUCGGCAUCACGGGUACGUAUCUCGGCGACUACUUUGGCAUCUUGAUGGACGAGCGCGUAACGGCCUUUCCCUUUAGCCACUUCGACAACCCCAUGUACCUCGGCGCGACGCUGAACUUCCUGGCCGCCUCCAUUGCCCAAAACAACGCCGUUGGGACACUGCUGACAGGGUUGGUGGUGCUGGUGUAUCAUGUAUCGACCAAAUACUUUGAGAACCCCUUUACUGCAAUGAUCUACCGCAAGCGCGCGGAGGGCCGGGCAGCCGCUGGCGUCUCUGCCUCGGCGAAGAAGCAGUAA
Molecule: messenger RNA, 678 nt
Organism: Leishmania mexicana MHOM/GT/2001/U1103
Lineage: Eukaryota; Euglenozoa; Kinetoplastea; Trypanosomatida; Trypanosomatidae
Product: phosphatidylethanolaminen-methyltransferase-lik e protein
Exons: 1
Coding region: 1-678 (225 amino acids)
Biological process (GO): phosphatidylcholine biosynthetic process
Molecular function (GO): S-adenosylmethionine-dependent methyltransferase activity
Source: RefSeq, a predicted model, not a curated record